UCUUGUUUUCUAUUGUUUGCUGCGUGUUGUACUUCUCAAUUAUUUUACCGGCUCCAAAUUUUUAAAAUGUCAUUAAGAAUUGCAUCAGGCGGAUCUGUGCCCAAAAAGACCAAAACUGAAAAUGGUUUGGAACGAAGUUCAGAUGAUGAAUUAGAAACACCUUCAGCAUUUAAUCCAAAAUAUCGCGUCUGUCCAUAUUUAGACACGAUUAAUCGUCCUUUACUGGACUUUGAUUUCGAAAAACUUUGUUCAAUUUCUCUAACACGUAUUAACGUUUAUGCCUGCCUUGUUUGUGGUAAAUAUUUCCAGGGUCGCGGCACAAAUACACAUGCUUAUACGCAUUCUGUGUCAGAAGCGCAUCAUGUGUUUCUUAAUUUACAAACAUUACGUUUUUACUGUCUGCCAGAUAACUAUGAGAUAAUUGAUUCGUCCUUGGACGAUAUCAAAUAUGUCUUAAAUCCUACAUUCGUCACACAGGAUAUACGAAAUCUAGAUCGGUCAGAACCGAAAUAUUCGCGUACAAUUGACGGUACAUUAUAUUUGCCCGGUGUAGUAGGUUUAAAUAAUAUUAAGGCAAAUGAUUACUGUAAUGUAGUUCUACAUGCACUUUCACAUGUGGGACCCUUACGGAACUACUUUCUGCGAGAACAAAGUUACGCCCGCAUUAAACGCCCACCUGGU
Messenger RNA from Teleopsis dalmanni, 681 nucleotides. RefSeq names its product U4/U6.U5 tri-snRNP-associated protein 2-like. Gene Ontology annotation, molecular function: zinc ion binding. The record is from RefSeq and is a predicted model, not a curated record. NCBI's taxonomy places the organism in Eukaryota, Metazoa, Arthropoda, Insecta, Diptera, Diopsidae. The transcript has 3 exons. The annotation marks the transcript as partial.